GAAUCUACUUUAGAAAUUCGAAAUCGAGAUGCUUCUUCUGACCUCCGGCUUCAUAGACAAGAAAACACAAAAAAAAAACUCUUGAAACGUUAUCCAUGACAUCAUCAUCUUGGACCGAUGAGGAGAAUAGAUAUCAUAUCAAACGUAGUUGGACCAAUAAUUUAACCUUUCUUCUUUAUUCGUUUUCUAUAUAAACGUCCUAUAAUCUAAUAUCCUCUCUCACUCACUGCUUUCAUAAUCAUAUUAUAUACAGUUUUAAUUGUUUCAGAAAAAUUCGGCAAUGGCGGACGAGGUGAUUCUGUUGGAUUUCUGGCCCAGCAUGUUCGGCAUGAGGGCUAGAGUAGCUUUGACCGAAAAAGGUGUUCAGUACGAGUACAGGGAGGAGGAUCUGAAGAACAAAAGUCCCCUGCUUCUAAAGAUGAACCCGAUUCACAAGAAGAUUCCAGUACUGAUUCACAAUGGAAAGCCCGUAUGUGAGUCGCUCGUUAUUUUGCAGUACAUCGAUGAGGUUUGGCCUGGAAAAUCUCCUUUGCUUCCUUCUGAUCCUUACAAGAGAGCACAAGCUCGCUUUUGGGCUGACUACAUCGACAAGAAGGUCUAUGAUUGUGGAAGGAAGACAUGGAGCACAAAAGGAGAAGAGCAAGAGGCUGCCAAGAAGGAAUUCAUAGAAAUUUUGAAGGUGUUGGAAGUAGAGCUUGGGGACAAACCAUACUUUGGAGGAGACAGCUUUGGGUAUGUAGAUGUUGCCCUUAUAGGAUUCUACUGCUGGUUUGAUGCCUAUGAAACCUAUGGCAAAUUCAGCAUUGAGGCCGAGUGUCCCAAGUUUAUUGCAUGGGCCAAGAGGUGUCUGCAGAGGGAGAGUGUCUCCAAAACUUUACCUGAUGGGAAGAAGAUAUGCGAAUUUGCUAGCCAAAUCAGGAAGAAAUCCGGCAUGGAAUAGAGAAAAUCAGAAAGCUUCUAGGUCAUAUAUAGCUUGGUGUUGCUGCUUUAGGAAUUUGUACUCUAGUUUAUGAGCUUUCUUUAUUUCUUUUGUUUCUUUCUUAUAUUUGUGUUGUUGUCUUUGUUGGAGCUGUGCUUUCUUUUCUGCUUAGAGGCAGCUGUGGGUUAUGUAAUAGACACUUGUUGUGUCUGAUCAUCAUGCUAUGUUAAAAUCAGCUGAAACUUUUAUAUCAUAUGCCAAUAAAUAAAUAGAAAGCUUUCUCAUUUGUUUGUUUAA
This is a messenger RNA of Cannabis sativa, 1216 nucleotides long. Its product is annotated as glutathione S-transferase U19. The record is from RefSeq and is a predicted model, not a curated record. Gene Ontology annotation, molecular function: glutathione transferase activity. Gene Ontology annotation, biological process: glutathione metabolic process. The transcript is spliced from 2 exons. NCBI's taxonomy places the organism in Eukaryota, Viridiplantae, Streptophyta, Magnoliopsida, Rosales, Cannabaceae. Bases 281 to 940 code for a protein of 219 amino acids. Gene Ontology annotation, cellular component: cytoplasm.